CUAGAAAACAGAUUCUGGACAGGCAGCCAUCAUGGCAGGACGUACUGUUUACUACAGUGCAAUAGUUCUGCUGCUGUGUGUGGUACAGUUCAGUCGGACUUCCGAUGAUCCAGACUCACACUACACUAACUACUGGGUGGUACGGGUACCCGGUGGGGAAACAGCCGCACGCAACGUGGCUGCUAGGAACGGGUUCAAAUACCUCCAUAAGUUUGACCAUCUUGCUGACCACUACACCCUAAUCCAUGAGAAGACAGAAGCGCGGUCCAAAAGAAGUGCGGAUGACGAGAACGCAAAGCUGGCGUCCGAUUCACAGGUGCACUGGUUGGCCCAACAGGUGGCCCACGAGCGGGUGAAACGACAGCUGUUCGCAGAUGAUCCCUUUGCUUUCAAAGAGCAGUCCUUCGUUGGAGACGAGUAUCCCGAUAUCUCACUCAGUGAGAUCAGGAGGGAGGAGGUAAUGGCAAAGAGGGGAGACAUACCAGGAGAGCAGAGUUCUGCAGCAGAGAAGGAAAAGAAGGGCUCUGAUGCCGAGGCACGGGCAGUCGUGAAUGAGUUUGUGAACUCUGUCAUUGAGGAAGGCCACAGCCAGAAGGUGGAGGACAUGAUCCAGUUCAACGACCCAGGGUAUAGCAGGAUGUGGUAUUUGCAUAAUGAUGGCCAAACGAAGGGACCAAGAGGUUUGGACAUCAACGUGAUCCCAGCCUGGGUGAAUGGUUACACGGGGAAGGGCAUUGUGGCAACCAUUGUUGACGACGGGUUGGACUACACCCAUCCAGAUCUGAAGAGAAACUACGACCCAGAGGCCAGUUUUGACUACUCAGACCCAUCGAACUUGAAUGGAAACCCUAUGCCCGUUGCUACUGCGAGGGAUCAAAUGCAUCAUGGUACAAGGUGUGCCGGUGAAGUUGCCAUGGAGGCCAACAAUGGGAACUGUGGAGUGGGCGUGGCAUAUGAAGCUAAAGUCGGAGGGAUCCGACUGAUUACUGGCCCUACGAGUGAUGCCCAGGAAGCGGCCUCCCUCAGUCACAAGCGGGACCACAUCGACGUCUACUCCUGCUGCUGGGGGCCGCCAGACAGCGGCAGGAAAGUGCAGAAACCGGGCGAACUGGUCACCAGGAUACUCGAGGACUCCACAACCAAUGGCAGGAACGGGCGAGGUAACGUCUACGUCUGGGCUUCAGGAAACGGUGGUCACAAGGAUGACGACUGCGGAGCGGAUGGAUACGUCUCCAGUAUCUACACCCUUGCUGUUGGAUCUAUCAGUGUGGAUGGCCUGUCAGCCUACUACAGCGAGUCAUGUUCCCCCACUAUGGCCGUGGUACCGACUGGGGGACAGCACAGGCUCGACAAUUUUAAUGGCGACUUGGCAGACAUGAUCAAGCGGGGAGAAGUUUACGAGCAGAACGUGAUCACAACUGACCAGGGCCACAGGUGCACUGACCGCUUCCAGGGAACGUCCAGUGCAGCUCCAUUGGCCACCGGAAUUGUUGCGCUGACCCUCCAAGCCAAUCCUGACCUGACCUGGCGUGACGUUCAGCACAUCGUAGUCCGGGGUGCCAAAGUGCCCAACCCAUCUGAACGAGGCUGGAAUCUCAAUGGUGCAGGCCUGCCAGUCCACCACCUGUACGGAUUUGGCAUGAUGGAUGCUGGUGCCAUGGUGAAGCUGGCCCAAGAAUGGACCCCUGUGGGACACCAGCGCCGCUGCACUGUUAAGUAUGAUGGCCCAGAACGCGAUAUCCCGGCUGGAGGAGAAGUUGAGCUGGAGCUGAGGACAGCCGGUUGCCAUGACACCAGAGACCAGGUGGAGGUACUGGAACACGUGCAGUCUGUCAUGACCAUCGACCAUGAGCGGCGGGGAGACCUGUCCGUCAAACUCACCUCUCCUAAGGGGACGGAGUCACAGCUCAUGUCCACGCGAUCAAGGGACGACAGCACGGACGGGUUCCAGGAGUGGGCUUUCAUGACGGUGUACAACUGGGGCGAGGAUCCCUUGGGAACGUGGAAGGUGACCGUGAAGGACAACCCCUCAGAGACCAGACGCAAGAGGAGCUAUGAAGAUGGACCUGUGGGAACGGUGAGGGCGUGGUCACUGGUUCUAUGGGGAACACGGGAUGAGGACAAGUUCAACGCACGGGCUGCAGAAAUGAAGAAAGCCGACCGCUGCGUGAACGCACAAGACAAGGAAGAUUGUGCUCUCAAGGCACUCGUCAGCGAAUUCACCAAGGAUUUCACAGGUGAGGUCAUGCCAAAGGACAUCAUCCCUGCAGAUGAGAUGGAAAGCCAAAAGUCGGGGGCGGAAGGUAUGAGUAGUAUCGACGCGAUAAUCAACUCCUUCAAAGGUGCUCUCGAAAAUCUACUACGUCUACGGGGGAAGGGCAAUGAAGGCGACAAGAGCUCUACAGACUCGUAAUUUCAUCAGCAACAUGGAGUGACAAGACCGAGAGUGGCUAAAACAUCAAAUCAAUGACUUAGAAGCUCUCAUCCAGACCAUGCAAAUUAAGGAGAAUUCUAGAAAGUUUUGUACCACAGUAACAGUCAGUAACAUUUACGCAACUUUCCUGGAGUAUAAUAAGCAUCAUAUCAUUUUCUAAUAUUAUAUAACAUUAUAUAAUAUUAAGUACAUAAGUGUCACUGAGCAGUUUUCUUGUACAUGUAUAUGGAGAGCUCAAUAGGUGUAACCCUGACGGUGCUGCAAUACACAGUAUGACUCCAACUACUACUAAUAUGUCUUUCUUUAAUAUGUUUAAUAGCAAGAGUUGUGGUGAUAGGGAUUGUGAAGACACAUUCUGUUUGUCAUAGAGUUUUUGACUCUCAUGAUAUCACCAAUAAUGUAAGUCGUGCAAUACCUGGUGAAUAUGGCUCAGGCCGAAUGAUGUAUCAAGGUUAAAUAAAGGUUGGAAAAAAAAUGUUAUAAAAUUGCUGACUCUAACUGUAAAUUUAGAGGGUUAGAUCGUCAAUGGCACUCUCAACUUGGUACGGUGAAAUAAAAUGGUGACAGCAUUUUUCUUUGCAAAACAUUAGGGUUCAGCAUACAGUUUAUUGUUCGAUAGUACAAUAUAAUGUAGUGAGAAAUAUCAGCGCCUGUUCAGAUGUGAUGAAGUUGAUAGCUAACCCAAAACUGAGUGGUGGGUGUCAGCAAGACAUGCUGCGUUGGCUCGUCUAUGUUCUCGCUAUAAUCUCUCGUAAUGGCGGCAUACUCAAUGACUGAAUUGAAGACCUUUAUUGUACUUAUAUACCACUGGGCUAAGUACAGGUCGUAGCAAAAGAAUACAUGACAAAUACAUGAUUCAUUGAAAUAUAUACGAUGUCAACCAACACAAGAAUCAUAUCCUACGACUACGAAGUGAUGUCGACUUCUUGUUUCUUUGUGAUACUGCCAAAUGUAACAGCAGAUAUGUUUUACAAUCAAAGGUUUGUCUAAAUUCGUUAGGAAUGUGAAUUGUCUGUGUUACUUAGGUGUAUGAAGUAGAUAAACAGGUUCUACCAGUCUAUAAAGUUCAGCUCUCUC
Molecule: messenger RNA, 3511 nt
Organism: Branchiostoma floridae (Florida lancelet)
Lineage: Eukaryota; Metazoa; Chordata; Leptocardii; Amphioxiformes; Branchiostomatidae
Product: proprotein convertase subtilisin/kexin type 6-like
Exons: 2
Coding region: 32-2413 (793 amino acids)
Biological process (GO): peptide hormone processing
Cellular component (GO): Golgi membrane; trans-Golgi network
Molecular function (GO): serine-type endopeptidase activity
Source: RefSeq, a predicted model, not a curated record